AUGGUGACCGCAAAGCGUCUUUACAACUGGUACAUCUCCCUAGUGGCUGCCAUGUGCAUGGUGCUCUAUGGUUAUGAUGCCUCAGUUUUCAACUCCGUCCAGGGAUCUCAGCAUUGGCUGGACUGGUUCGAUCUUGACCUCGACAAAGACACAUACUUGAUCGGUCUCAUCAACACGGCUUACACUAUUGGUGCCAUUGUUGCUGGUUGGUUUAUCGGUGGUCCGACCGCUGAUUACCUCGGUCGACGAUAUGGAAUGAUGAUUGGCUGCUUCAUCACAAUAAUUGCAACUUUCAUGCAGACCUUUGCCCCGUACCAUAAGCUCGGCGUCUUCAUCGCCGGCCGUGUUCUCAUCGGUAUGGGUCAGGGUAUGGCCUUGACAGCUGGUCCCGUGUACAUCGGAGAGAUGGCUCCAGCCCACAUCCGUGGUUACAUCAUGGCAUUCUGGCAGCUAUUCUACUCCGUUGGCUCCUUCAUUGCCUACUGGAUCAACUAUGCCUGUGGCAAGCGCAGAGAGGCGCUCGGAGAGUGGGACUGGAAGAUGGUCGUCAUCUUUCAGAUUCUCGUCCCUAUCAUCAUCAUCAUCCUGCUCCCUCUUCAGCCUGAGAGUCCUCGCUGGCAUCUCAAGAAGAACGGCAACAUCGAUGCUGCCCGUGCCGCUCUCCGAAAGAUUCGAGACACCGAGGAGGAGGUCGAGGAGGAGCUCACUGCCAUCCGAGAGGCUCUCGAGUAUGAGAAGGAGGCCAUCAGCAGCUCCUACACCGCCUUGUUUAAGGAUCCCUCGGUUCGCAAGCGAUUGUAUCUUGCUUUCGUCAUCAAUGUCGGUCAACAGCUCUCUGGCCAAGGUACCUUGAACAGCUACUCUACCUCUAUCUACAAGAAGGUCUGGAAAGAUGCCGAGAAGAUCAACCUCAUCAACGCUCUCAACGCCACUUUCGGUAUCCUGUUCACUCUCAAUGCUGUCUGGACUGCUGAUCGCUUCGGUCGUCGCUGGCUGUUCAUUGUCGGUGCCAUUGGUAUGGGAUGCUGCAUGUUGGCUGUAUCUAUCGUUGGCCUCGCUACUCCCACUCACGAUGGCGCGAAGACCGAGCCUGUUGGAAUCGCUAUCGUCUUCCUGCUCUUCCUAUUCAUCUUCUUCUACAAGCCUUCCUGGGGAGCUGCCACUUGGAUCUGGACUUCCGAGAUUUUCUCCAUGAACAUUCGUGCGCAAGCCGUCGGCAUGUGCUCUCAGAUGCAGAACGUCGGCAACACGAUCUUCCAGCAGUUCUUCCCCAAGUUCCUGGCAAAUGAGGGCCUCAAAUGUUUAUUCUUCUUCAUGGGAAUGAACUUUGUCCUGGCUGUCUUCGUCUACUUCUUCAUUCCCGAGACCAAGCAGAUUCCUCUCGAGGAGAUUGAUGUUCUGUUCGGUGGCGCCAACCACGUCGAUAAGGGCGCGAACAUGCUCGGCAUCCCGGAAGCGGAGUCUGGUGCUCACCACGUCGCCGAGAAGGAUGGCCGCGCAAAGGUUGAGCAGCGAGAGGGUGCUGCUCACGAUAUUGAGGAGACUCACUAA
Phaeoacremonium minimum UCRPA7 is the source of this 1551-nucleotide messenger RNA. Its product is annotated as putative sugar transporter protein. The transcript is spliced from 3 exons. Gene Ontology annotation, biological process: transmembrane transport; carbohydrate transport. Gene Ontology annotation, molecular function: carbohydrate:proton symporter activity. Gene Ontology annotation, cellular component: membrane. Lineage: Eukaryota; Fungi; Ascomycota; Sordariomycetes; Togniniales; Togniniaceae. The record is from RefSeq and is a predicted model, not a curated record. Bases 1 to 1551 code for a protein of 516 amino acids.